UAGUGAAAAGUCAACAAUGAAAAUUCGAACGCCUUAAUGCUGUUGAUUCUGAUUUAGUCAUCAGUCGUGUGGCAAACUUAUAUUGCUUAAAUCUUUGGUGUUUAGAAAUAUUUGCAUAUAUUUAGUCGUCCUUAGUCAAGGUUUUGUUAGUCCAGUCGCAGUCCUGUGGGCAUUAUGACUAGUGUCAAAUGUUGGUCAAGUCUGGUAGAAUUAGUGGGGUACAUACUCUUUGUGCUAUACGACUAUGUGCACUCCUUCUACAGAUUAUUUGUCCCAAAACCACUGAAAUCUUUAAAAUCCGAAAUAAUUUUGAUUACUGGAAGUGCAUCAGGUAUCGGGAAAGAAGUUUGUUUUCAUCUCGUGGAGGCUGGGGCGAAAUGUUUAGUAUUGUGGGACAUUAAUAAAACAGAAAAUGAGAAACUUGCAACAUCUCUUCGGAAAAUGGGGGCUGCCGUUUAUGCCUACGAAGUUGAUGUAGUCGAUAAAAUAAGCGUGUCCACAACAGCGAAAAAAGUGAGACGAGAUGUUGGAAAAAACGUUACCAUUCUCUAUAAUAAUGCAGGAAUUGCUCACAUUUCCAAUUUCUUUGAAUCUCAACCACACCAACUCGAGAGAACGAUCCAGGUAAAUUUGAUCUCCCACUUCUGGACCUUGAGAGAGUUCUUGCCCUCAAUGAUCGCUGAGGGAAGGGGUCACGUGGUCACCAGUUGUUCAGUACUCGGGAUGAAGGGUGUUCGCAAGGCUGUAGCUUAUUGCGGGUCGAAAUUUGCGGUUCGAGGAUAUAUCGAAGCUCUGGAAAGUGAACUGCGACACCUCCCAAACAAACCCAACAUCAAAUUUACGACAGUGUACCCAUUUUUUGUGGACACUCCUAUGGUGGAUAAUCUCAAGAUUCAAUACAGACUUGGUUUCUUGUUUAAACAUUUGGACUUGUCCAGCGUUGCCACAAAAAUAGUGGAAGGUAUCCGACAAGAGAAGCACUCAGUAGUCAUCCCGUGGUACCUUCAAGUUCUCAUCGCAUUACAAAAUGUGGUAACUCAAGCGUCCAUUGAUCGUACAAUGGAUUUUUUCGUAAGAAAUAUCGAAUAUGAAGAAAAAAAGACAACGACGAUCGAUGCUGGGUCCAUCAAAAGCAGUGCAGAUUUGCUUCACCCUCUGGAAAACAACAAUGGUUUGAUAUCUUUCAUGGAUAAUUAAUCAAAUGAAGCCAUUUUAAAAAUAAUUAAUUAACCCUUUGUUAAGCCAUUUCAAUAUUGUUUAAAUGUGUAGACUUUAAUAAACUGUACAGCAUAAGUAGAGAUACG
Molecule: messenger RNA, 1304 nt
Organism: Folsomia candida
Lineage: Eukaryota; Metazoa; Arthropoda; Collembola; Entomobryomorpha; Isotomidae
Product: 17-beta-hydroxysteroid dehydrogenase 13
Exons: 5
Coding region: 175-1197 (340 amino acids)
Cellular component (GO): lipid droplet
Molecular function (GO): oxidoreductase activity, acting on the CH-OH group of donors, NAD or NADP as acceptor
Source: RefSeq, a predicted model, not a curated record